UCCCGCGCGCACCCGGGAGCGGCGAGGAGCCGUCGGCGCGGCUGCGGGAGCGUGUCCGGUGCUCGGGUCCCCGUGCAGACCCAGAGCCGCUCCAGGCGCAGGGCGGCGGGCGCAGGAUGCGGCCGGGACGCACGGGCGGCGCGCUGCUGCGGCUGGCGCUGGCGCACGGCAUUUUAAACUGUUGUGUGGCAUACAAUGUUGGUCUCCCAGAAGCAAAGGUAUUUUCCGGUCCUUCAAGUGAACAGUUUGGCUAUGCAGUGCAGCAGUUUAUAAAUCCAGAAGGCAACUGGUUACUGGUUGGUUCACCAUGGAGUGGCUUUCCUGAGAACCGAAUGGGAGAUGUAUAUAAAUGUCCUGUUGAUCCAUCCACCACUACAUGUGAAAGACUGAAUUUGCAAACUUCCACGAGCAUUUCCAGUGUUACUGAGAUGAAAACCAACAUGAGCCUUGGCUUGACACUGACAAGGAACGUGGGAACUGGAGGAUUUCUUACCUGUGGUCCCCUGUGGGCACAGCAGUGCGGAAGUCAAUAUUAUACAACCGGGGUUUGCUCUGAUGUCAGUCCCAAUUUUCAGCUCCUGACCAGCUUUUCACCUGCAGUUCAGACCUGCCCUUCCCUCAUAGAUGUUGUGGUUGUAUGUGACGAAUCAAACAGCAUUUAUCCCUGGGAUGCAGUAAAGAACUUUUUGGAAAAAUUUGUACAAGGCCUGGAUAUAGGCCCCGCCAAGACACAGGUGGGGUUAAUUCAAUAUGCCAAUAAUCCAAGAGUUGUGUUUAACCUGAACACUUUUAAAACCAAAGACGAAAUGAUGAAAGCUACAGCGCAGACAUCCCAAUAUGGUGGAGACCUCACAAAUACAUUCAAAGCAAUUCAAUAUGCAAGAGACUCCGCUUAUUCAGCAGCUGCUGGUGGACGGCCAGGUGCUACCAAAGUCAUGGUGGUUGUAACUGACGGUGAAUCCCAUGAUGGGUCAAUGUUGAAAGCCGUGAUUGAUCAAUGUAACAAUGACAAUAUACUGAGGUUUGGCAUAGCAGUUCUUGGGUACUUAAACAGAAACGCCCUUGAUACUAAAAAUUUAAUAAAAGAAAUUAAAGCAAUUGCCAGUAUUCCAACAGAAAGAUACUUUUUCAAUGUCUCUGAUGAAGCAGCUCUACUAGAAAAGGCUGGGACAUUAGGAGAACAAAUUUUCAGCAUUGAAGGUACUGUCCAAGGAGGAGACAGCUUCCAGAUGGAAAUGUCACAAGUGGGAUUCAGCGCAGAUUACUCUCCUCACAAUGAUAUUCUGAUGCUGGGUGCAGUCGGAGCUUAUGACUGGAGUGGGACUGUUGUCCAGCACACACCUCAUGGACAUUUGAUCUUUCCUAAACAAGCCUUUGACCAGAUCCUGCAAGACAGGAACCACAGUUCAUAUUUAGGUUACUCUGUGGCUUCAAUUUCUACCGGAAAAAGUGUCCACUUUGUUGCCGGUGCUCCCCGGGCAAAUUAUACCGGCCAGAUCGUGCUGUACGGUGUUGAUGAGAACGGCAACGUCACAGUUAUUCAGUCUCACCGAGGUGACCAGAUUGGCUCCUAUUUUGGUAGCGUGCUGUGUGCCGUCGAUGUGGAUAAAGACUCCAUUACAGACGUGCUCUUGGUAGGUGCGCCAAUGUACAUGAAUGACCUAAAGAAAGAGGAGGGACGAGUCUACCUGUUUACUAUCACAAAGGGCGUUCUGAAUUGGCACCAAUUUCUGGAAGGCCCCGAGGGUGUUGAAAAUGCUCGGUUUGGUUCAGCGAUUGCAGCUCUUUCAGACAUCAACAUGGAUGGCUUUAAUGACGUGAUCGUUGGUUCGCCUUUGGAAAAUCAGAACUCUGGAGCUGUGUACAUCUACAAUGGCCAUGAGGGCACCAUUCGUGUGAAGUAUUCCCAGAAAAUCUUGGGAUCUGAUGGAGCCUUUAGGAGCCACCUCCAGUACUUUGGGAGAUCCCUGGAUGGCUUUGGAGAUUUAAAUGGGGAUUCCAUCACUGAUGUGUCCGUUGGUGCCUUUGGACAGGUCAUUCAGCUCUGGUCACAGAGUAUUGCUGAUGUAUCUGUAGAUGCUUCAUUCACACCAGAAAAAAUCACUUUGCUCAACAAGAAUGCUGAGAUAAACCUUAAACUCUGUUUCAGUGCUAAGUUUAGACCUACUAAGCGAACCAAUCAAGUGGCCAUUGUGUAUAACAUCACAAUUGAUGUAGACCAAUAUUCAUCCAGAGUAACCUCCAGGGGAUUAUUUAAAGAAAAUAAUGAAAGGUGCUUGCAGAAGACCAUGGUAGUAAAUCAAGCACAGAGUUGCGCUGAAUAUAUUAUCCACAUACAGAAGCCCUCUGAUGUUGUCAGCUCUCUGGAUCUGUGUGUGAACAUCAGUCUGGAAAACCCUGGCACUAGCCCUGCCCUUGAAGCCUACUCUGAGACAGUCAAGGUCUUCAGUAUCCCUUUCUAUAAAGAUUGUGGUGAUGAUGGAGUUUGCACCUCAGAUCUAGUCCUAGAUGUUCAACAGCUGCCAGCCGCUCAACAACAGCCCUUCAUUGUCAGCAACCAAAACAAAAGGUUAACAUUUUCAGUAACACUGAAAAACAAAAAGGAAAGUGCAUACAACACUGGGAUUGUUGUUGAAUUUUCAGAAAAUCUGUUUUUUGCUUCCUGGUCCAUGCCGGUUGAUGGGACAGAAGUGACAUGCCAGAUUGCUUCAUCUCAGAAGUCUGUGACCUGCGAUGUGGGCUACCCUGCUUUAAAGAGGGAACAACAGGUGACGUUUACUAUUAACUUCGACUUCAAUCUUCAAAACCUUCAGAAUCAGGCAUCUGUCAGUUUCCAAGCCUCAAGCGAAAGCUUCGAGGAAAACAAGGCAGAUAAUUCAGUCAACUUCAAACUGCCUCUGCUGUAUGAUGCUGAAAUUCACAUAACGAGAUCUACCAACAUAAAUUUUUAUGAAGUCUCCUCGGAUGGGAAUAUUCCUUCUGUCAUGAACAGUUUCGAAGAUAUUGGUCCAAAAUUCACCUUCUCCAUUAAGGUAACCACAGGAAGUGUUCCAGUAAGCAUGGCGUCCGUAAUCAUCCACAUCCCUCAAUACACCAAAGGCAAGAACCCGCUGAUGUACCUGACUGGGGUGCACACAGGCCAGGCUGGUGACAUCAGUUGCAAAGCUGAAAUAAAUCCACUGAAAAUAGGACAAACAUCUUCUUCUGUAUCUUUCAAGAGUGAAAAUUUCCGGCCCGUAAAAGAGUUGAAUUGCAAAACUACUUCAUGUAGUAAUGUCACCUGCUGGCUGAAAGACCUUCAGGUCAGAGGAGAAUACUUCCUUAAUGUGUCUACCAGAAUCUGGAACGGGACUUUUGCGGCAGCAACUUUCCAGACAGUACAGCUGACAGCAGCUGCAGAAAUCGACACCUAUAACCCUCAGGUAUAUGUGAUCGAAGAGAACACCAUCACGAUUCCCAUUACGAUAAUGAAGCCCCACGAGAAAGCUGAAGUACCAACCGGGGUUGUAGUGGGAAGUGUCAUCGCUGGAAUCCUUUUGCUAUUAGCUCUGGUUGCAGUUUUAUGGAAGCUUGGAUUCUUCAAAAGAAAAUACGAAAAAAUGACCAAAAACCCGGAUGAAACUGAUGAGACCACAGAACUCAACAGCUGAACCGCCCGCGGCUCCCACUGCAGUGGGAAGCGGCUGCAUCACAGGCAGGGUUUACUGCUCGCGUGAACGGAUCUUUUAAAAAUCCCAGUGUCACUUAAUAAUAUUAUAGCUAAACUAGAACUGCAGGUCAGUUUGGAAAGAAAUUGUGAGGGGUUUGGGAGGGCAGGGGUAUAAAGGGUAAGACUAUUUUAUAUGGGGGGAAAGUGAUCGUCACACUGGCUGGUCCAGCGUUUACAUGCAAUGUUUCCAAACAGAAGUCUUAAAGAAAAAUAUAACCUUUCUCAGAUUUUUUGGGGGGAAAGCCCAGUCAUUUACAAUGAUUGUUCCUAAACAACAACAAAAGUGAAAGUAUUUGGUAUAGAUAUAGAAUUGGAUAUAUUGAUGCUCAUGGAAAAAAAAAACACAGGCCUUCAAGGUAUGCUGCUCGUCCAAAGUGGCCACAGAGGGUAUUUUCAGUGAUAAUUUUGUUUACACACUAGGUAAAAUUUGCUGUUGUCAGCCCACAGCUGCUUCCUCAGAGUUCCUUUUUUACCAGGUACUUAUCAAAACAUGCCUGAUGACUGGUAGGAGCCUCCUGCAGAGGAAAUCUCCAUUUCAGUGGGGGAGGGUUAGGGGCCUAAAUGACUUAGAGGCCAAAGCACAAACUUUUGUUCAAAAUCUGUAACAUCAUUUAUGAUAAAAUCUUGUCUGCUGGAGGCCCCGCCUGGAAGGAGGAGAACAUUUUUCUCCUUUAGGAUGCAUAACUGGCUGACCUGACUGGCUGGCAGGGACCUUGUGAAUUUUUGAAAGAUGAGUAAUUUCUUUGGAAUCCUUCCUUCUUCCACAAUGAACCUCUCCCACCUCCUGCUGCCUGCCUUCCUCCUCAGGAAUCCAGAGUUUUCCACCCUCCUGUAACCCCGUGUCCAAAUCUCCUGCUCCCUGGGCAGCGGCUCUUCUUCAGGCAUGAGAAGGAAGUCAUCUGUUUCACUUCCACACCUGUGUGAAUUACUGUAUAAUCCCCUUAACUUCAGGGAGCUAUUUUCAUUUGUUGCUAAACAUGCAAGAAAAGCCCAAGUGAAAUGUCUAAUUGUUGAGAUUUCAGGCAGGGUAAACAAGGUAAAGUAUAAACAUCUCAGGAAUUUGCAAGACGAGGAGACAUUAGAAACCACCAGGUCAGCAUGUGCACCUGCUGUGCUUGCCUGUUUCUGGAAGACUUACACUUCCAGACGGACUUGCCCCCGGGAGUCUGCUCACCAGGCAGUCUCGGGCCAGUUCCUGAGAGUCUUUAGUCACCAGAUUGGGAUGAAGCCUGGUGACCUGUAUUUUACAAGCAUCCUGGCCCUUAUGAUGUAAAUGGGCCACCGUGAGGACCACCACCCAUUUCUCCUUCUGCACCUUCUGCCCUCUACUUCUGAGCCCACACAUCCUCUAGGAGGGACUGGCAGAAAAAGGGCAGAGGCAAAGGCAGUGGGGACUAUUUUACGUCAGAAAGUACAUAGCUAAAGUUUCAGACAAGUCACUCAGCCUCUGUAAACUUCAGUGUCCCUGUUCUAAAAUGGGGAGACUGUGGUGGAGCUCAGCAGCGACGCUUUUAACUUUAAAAACCUACUUUAUCUGGGUUUCUUAUAACACAAAUAGACAAUCCUCCAAGAAUCUGACAAUGAAAAGAAGUCAGAGGAAAACAGGUAUCUGCCCACGUGUGCCUGUGAUGGCAGUGCAGCACUGUCUGCACAGUUACACGAUUUAUUUUGCAUCUGACAAAACAAAGGUGAAAGAAAACCCAAACGAUUAGAAAUAAAACAUCAGGGGUUUAUAGCAAACACAGCAUGGUAUUCUCUAGAAUACCAUGUGCUAGAGCCUAAUUCUUAUAACAGCUGGAUUCAAACUGUUUCAUUCCAAGAAAAACUGUUUUUAAGAGAGAGUGGAGGAGAAACUGGUCAUUAAACUGAUGAAGACUGAUGAAUAAACUGGGUAACUGCUGCACAUACUUACUAGUUUUCCAGUGUGACAUACUGAGAAUUAUAGCAUGCCAUCCUUUUAUUUCACUCUGCCUCACCUUCCUAGGGAAACACCACUCUGAGGUCACAAACCCACGCGAGCUUGCGAGCUCUGGCGAGCCUUGCCUUGGAUGAGCCACCCUGAUGGCGCUGCUGGCAUGAAGGAGUUGGGUUACUAUAAACUGAAAAAUCAGCCACUUGUCUGCACCAUGUCUCACGCUGGGGCAGGGCCUCUCAGCCUUGGCACUACUGACGUGGGGCCAGGCAGCUCUUUCUUUGUGGGGCCUGCCCCGUGCACUGUAGGAUGCUCAGCAGUAUCGUGGCCUCUAUCUACGGCCUCUCUACCUACCAAUGCCAGACGCUCCCUCUCCCAGUAACUGUGGUGAUCAAAAAAGGUCUCCAGACAUUGGCUAAUGCCUCCUGAAAGGCAAAAAUCACCCCAACUGAGAACCACUGCACUCAGAGCAAGUGGCCUGAAUACACAACUUCUGUUACCAGAUCACAAAUUUGAGGCAGAGGCUCUAGUGAGAAGUAUUUCUCAAGCACUUUUAAGCAAAGUUUGAGUAUUCAUCCAAGAAAUUAAAAAAAAGAAAAAAAAAAAAAAAAGCUCUGUAUUCCUAUUCAGCCAUACUUUUGUUUUAAAAGUAAGCAGAAUAUGAGGCUUAAAAAAUGUCAUCUUAAAGUUUCCAUUUCAUAAAUGGUGUAUAGACAAUAUGUAUAGAAUGUGACGAGAACUGAGUUGCUUCGUGCAUGGCUGCCACACACGCCUUACAAAACAGUAAAGUAAAAGCCUGUGAAGAAAUUGCAUUGAGAUUUGAAUUUGUGCGUUGUUCACUUUAGCAGUGAAAUGAGAACUGGACAGAUUCCUAGCUGGCUGUGUUAUUUUUAUAAAAUAGUAAAAGUUAUUAACUGUGAAAAGAAAACUAAAACCAAUUUAUCAUAAUCACGCAAGUGAUUAUACUAAAAGUAAUUACAGAAGCUAUAAUUUUAUAAUGUAUCUAUUCUGACAUACAGCUGUAACUUAAUAUAUGGCAAUCUUGUAAAUUAAGACAUCAUUAAACAGAAAGCAUUAAAUAGGAUUCCUCAAACUGAGCUCCCUGGUCCAUCUUUAAUAUAAUUUGCACACAGAAAAUAAUUAUAUACACAACUUUUAGGACUAUGCCCUCAUUUUAAUCCAUUCAGAAGACUAGACAUCUAGAGGUCAAAGGUAUACUGGGGUAAAGUUUGAAAGGAAAAUGGUAACUAUUUCUUUCGACCUUAAAGCAUGAAAAAUGUAGCCAUUAUGUAAAUAUAAAAAAGUGGUUUCCUGAGUUAUUUUGGCAGAUAAAGUCAGAAUAUAAAUGUAUAUAUUGCACAACUAUGUUAAAUUGUAUAUUUUUUUAAAGACAAACUGUCGUCGAUAGUUUCCUUCACACAAUGUAUAAAUCUUCGUUAAGUACAUUUGCUUUUUUGAUAAACUGGUUUUUGUCUUUUUUCUCUCCAUCAAAAAAUGUAAAAAUGAAUACGCAUGUUUGUAUAUGAAGGUUCACAAUUCAUUUGAUUUCUAAGAAACAAAAUCAAACUGCAGCAGUAAUCAACAUAAAUUAGUUAAGAGCUUUGCCCCUAUUAAAGUAUGACAAUCAAAACAGAAAAGUAUUAUUUAAUUGUAAACCACUCUUUACAUACCACAUGACUAUCAUUAAAAUCGUUUUGAAAAUAAAGCUAUUUACUUUGGAA
Hippopotamus amphibius kiboko is the source of this 7342-nucleotide messenger RNA. It is a transcript of the gene ITGA2, whose product is annotated as integrin subunit alpha 2. Lineage: Eukaryota; Metazoa; Chordata; Mammalia; Artiodactyla; Hippopotamidae. The record is from RefSeq and is a predicted model, not a curated record. Bases 117 to 3650 code for a protein of 1177 amino acids. Gene Ontology annotation, biological process: cell-cell adhesion; cell adhesion mediated by integrin; cell-matrix adhesion. Gene Ontology annotation, cellular component: integrin complex; external side of plasma membrane. The transcript is spliced from 30 exons. Gene Ontology annotation, molecular function: integrin binding.